GGGAGAAGGUAAAACAGGACAUUGCAACACACUGCAACACAUAGGGCUCCGUGUUUUCAUGGAUUUGGGCUGAUGGGUGUUGGAUAUGGUCAGUUUGAGCUCUUGAAAGUACAGGGUUUCCCUGUGAUUCUUUCCCAGAGGAAUCCCCAUGCACUUGACUGUUACUGUUCUAGCAUCUAACAGCAUGAAAUCAGGGGGGUAAAAUUCAGCUGAAUUUUAGGUGGUUAAUAAAUACCUUGUAAAAUUGUGUGUUUGCUUAAAAUAUAUUUUGCCUAUCAUGAAUGUUUUACCUUAGGAGUUAAACCCUUAACGGUUCUACAAAUGCGCAGUAAGAAAUUAAUCUUUUACCACAGGAGUUUGCAAACUUUGGGCAAACAAAACCAGAUUGCAAGGUGGGAAGAAAUGGUACCCAGUAACUAGAAACAUGCUGAGUUCUUACUGUAAGAGCAGUAAUUUUCUUCUAGUAAUUGUUGUAGAGCUGUUAUCCAUCAGAGCAGUUAAUGUCACUCUAAAUUGCUGCAUUUGUAUGUUAGUCUUUUGAAACUGCCAUUGUUUUGAGAAGGUGAAAAAGAGCUCAUAAAACAUCUAGUAGACUAAUUUUGGGACCAUGUUGAGACUUCCGAAUAACUGCUGAGUAUCCGGUUCUGAAAAUGGAAGGCUGGUGUCUAAAUCAGAAGCAUCACUAAUCUGGAUAUUAAAAAAAUAUUUUUGUUCUCUGAAUUGUGAUCUUUUUUUCUUUGGCUGAUUUGGUUUUUGCUAUAAGACUGUAAACACUUAAAAUUCAGCCAUACCCUAAUGAUAUUUUUAUUAAUGUGUCCUUAGAGAUUAAAGUAGCUUUUUUCAUAUGAUUUUUUGUUAGAGAAACUAAAGAGAGAGAGACUAAUACUUAAGCUGUGUUUUGUGUGGUUGCAAAAUAUGUUAAAUAUCAAAACAAUGUAUGAACUAAUAAAUACAUUGGUGUAUUUAAAAUUUCUUAGUCUCUAAACCUCUUCUAAAAAUCUCAUUACUUUGUGCUUAAGGCAGUUAAAAUAUUUCAUUAAUAAAAAGGCUGAUAAUACAUCCUUCAGUGUGACAUUUGCAGGAUACAUCCAUCAGUUUCUUUGUAAUUUGCAUUAUUUUUUGUAGGCCCUUAAUCAGAGUUAUGAAACAAAGGUAUCAAAUACUCUGUGGAAGUAUCACAGUCUCUUUCUUGAAAGUAUUCUCUGCUUUGUUUCAGUGCUUUAUUGGGUAGUGUGUAGAAUGAGAUUGAGAGAAGUACACUUUCUAGUAACUGUCUUACACAGAACUGGCAGUCUGUCUGUCUUAUAUACCUGCAAUCAUAGAAACAUAAUUUUUUGGGGGAGGGGAAACCUAACUGAUCUCAUUUUGGACCCUGUGGGAAUGCUGUCUUCUGAAGGUGAUAUUUUAAUACCUGUGAUAAAUUUUGUCAAGAACUGAGAACUUAUUUUUAUACUCACUUGUAGUCUUUGGCUACAAUCAGAUCACACCAGCUUUGGAAUUUAGCCUUUCUGCUGUCAAAGUCAAUGAAGCAUUGUUUGUCAGGGGAAUGUUUUUCAAAAAUAUGAAUGUGUUCUUUUCUGUUGGUGUAAUGUGUGCACAUCCCAGAGAAGGUGGGAUAUUGGCUGUUUUAUCAGCUGUAUAAAUUGAUAAUUAUUUUCUGAUUAGGGGCAGUGUAUGAUGAUUUUUGUUUGUCUUGCAUGCCAGAAGGAUCUCACUCAAUCUGUUUUCUGAGUCUUCAGCAUCUGUUCAAUUUUUUUCAAUUUAAUUCUUCAUCAAGAUCUUAAAUAGCCAUUUAUUUAAAGGUUUAGAAAUAUUUCUCUUCAUACAUUCCUUUCCCCCAUUAAAUGUGUCAGUGGAAGCCUGUCCUGAUUUUUACUAUAAGUGGAGGGAAAAAAAUUACAGAUCACAUGAGGAGAGUAUUUCUGCAGCAUCAUUCCUCUGAUUUCAGAUGUAGAGGCUGAAGGCAGCUGCAGUCAGCUGACAGUUGGUGGUCAUGUUCGGAUAUACGUGAGGAAGGGGCGUGCUGUUUCAAGUGCAUAAUGAAGCCGUUGUUUCGUCACCAGGAAGCAGGGAUGGAUGGUAGCAGCCCAGGGAAAUGAGAGACAGUGAUGUUGCUGUAGUGCAAGGGAAAUCUCAUCACACGGAGCCAGAGCUCUCUGCAGGCAGCUGUAGGGAUGCACAAGGCAAAAUGGCACAAACGUGUUUUGCUUUCUGUAAAGGUACAGGAUAAACGUAAGGAGCAGAUUAACGCCUGAGAUGGACAUGCUCACAAGGAGGGCGUAUUCCCAAGAUGCCUACCUGAAAGGCAACGAGGCCUACAGUGGCAAUGCCCACAACAUACCCGAACCACCACCAAUAUGUUAUCCACGCCUGACAUCCGCAGCCUCUGUUAAGGCACAAGCUGGAGACAAGCUCCCUUCUGACUUCUCACUGGGGAAGCAGCAAGUCAGCAGACCAGUCCGGGCAUUGACACAGCCAGAGAGGGCCUACAGAAUGGAAAUACAAGUGCCUCCAUCACCAACAGACAUUGCAAAAUCGAAUACAGCCGUGUGUGUUUGCAAUGAAACUGUAAGGACUGUUAUUGUGCCUUCUGAGAAGGCUGUAGAUUUGACGUCUUGCAGAAAUAACCAUGCUGGUCCAUCACACAGGACAGAGGAAGUAAGAUAUGGCGUAAAAGAUCAAACCAGUGUAAAAGCAUGGACCACCACAUCACCACCAUCUUUAGUGUCCACUGCCAUUGUACUUCCUCAGACUCCAAUAACGAGACCAGUUGAUACAACUGUAACAGUAAGUAAAGCUUCAAAUUAUGUAGUAUGUCCAGAAGGCAUCCCAAACACUAGGCCUUCUACUCAAGCCACAGACUCGCCCUCGGUUUCUACUAAUCACUACAGUUCUCCAACCUCCCACCAGCACAUAGACUGGAAGACCUACAAGACUUACAAGGAGUACAUUGAUAACAGGCGCAUGCACAUGUAUGGCUCCAGGACAAUACAGGAAAGGUUGGACAGCUUAAGGGCAGCUUCUCAGAACACAACUGAGUAUAAUCAGGUGGUGCCAAGUCGCACUGCUUCUCAGGUACGGCGCAGGAGCACCUCGCACGACAGGGUUCCACAGUCUGUCCAGAUCCGGCAGAGAAGCGUAUCCCAGGAAAGGCUUGAAGAGCCCAUGCUGGUGAAAGAAUGGCCACGAAGUGCUUCACAAGAUACUCUGACUUCACCUUCAGCCAAUGCUAGAAAUCACAGGGCUCGGUCCUGGGAUUAUCUCAGCAAACAGGGUGAAGUGCUAGAAAACUUUCAUUCUGAGAAUAUGAUUGCAGAUGCAAAUGGAGAUAGGAGAAAGACUUACAAAUGGACAGGCUUUACUGAACAAGAUGAUCGGCGAGGUAUUUAUGACAGGUCUAGACAACAUGCAUUUCAUAUGUCCCUUCGAGGUCAAAAUUUUCCUAUUGCUCCAAAUACUUAUAUUUCAGACAACAGGAGAGCAGGUAGUAGGGCUUCUCUGCCUGGUUCUCACUUUCAGAAAGUUUCACCAGAUCUCAAAAUGUUACAGCCUUCUCGUGAUUUGCAAACUCCUGGGGGAGUUUCAAAAUCUGCAGGUGUUUCACAAGAGAGAUUGUGUCUCACACCAGCCAGAAGUUCUAAAAGUAGCUCUCUGAAGAACUCCACUCCCUAUGCAGCAAAACCAUCGAUUCCCCUUAACCAGGGCCUGGAUGCUAUUGCCAGCAAAGACCAAAGAACAGUAAAUCACUUGCAUCAAAGCAGUCUGUUAAACCAACAGUCAAGGACCCGAGCUGAAGGUGCCCCAGAUCACAAAACAGAAACUGGUAAAACCAUCCAGCCCUCCUCUCUGGCUUCAGCUUCUGCCAAACUUGUUCAGCCAACAAGUGAGUGUUUAACUACCUCGGACAACGUAGAUGGUUCCAUCAGACAAAAGAUUCAUGGUAUUGAAAGGGAAGAUGUUCGUGAGUCUGAAAGUCUGCAAAUGGAUGUUCAGGGAAAUGACAAAGACACAGUGGUCAUGAGGGACAAAUCACCUUCUGGCCACCAAACUCCCCAGCCUUUGAGGCAUCAGUCCUACAUUCUUGCUGUAAAUGACCAAGAGGCAGCCUCAGAGAAUACCUGUUGGUUACCUAACGAUGCUCGGAGAGAAGUCCACAUAAAAAGAAUUGAGGAAAGGAAAGCAUCGAGUUCCAGCCCACCUGGUGACUCUUUGGCUUCAAUUCCAUUUAUUGAUGAACCGACUAGUCCUAGUAUUGACCAUGAUAUUGCACACAUUCCUGCUUCUGCUGUUAUUUCUGCAUCUGCUUCUCAAGCACCAGCUAUAACAGCUGUUCCUCCCAGUCCUACAUCUCCAAUCCCUUUAAUUCGGCGACAACUUUCACAUGAUCAUGAAUCCAUCCGGCCUAGUGUCCUGGAUAGCCAGCCUGCCACAAAAACAGAGAGAUCAAAGUCAUAUGAUGAAGGACUGGAUGACUACAGAGAAGAGGGAAAAUCAUCCAUUAAGCAUGUAUCUAGUUUAAAGGGGAUUAAGGUCCCAGACAGCCAGAAAUCUUCAGAAGACUCUGGUUCCCGGAAAGAUUCUUCUUCAGAGGUGUUUGGUGAUGCCUCCAAAGAAGGAUGGCUCCAUUUUCGACAGCUUUUUACAGACAAAGGAAAGCGAGUUGGUGGGAGCAUUCGGCCAUGGAAGCAACUGUAUGUUGUUCUUCGAGGUCAUUCCCUUUAUUUGUACAAGGAUAAAAAGGAACAAGUGACCCUCUCUGAGGAAGAACAACCUAUAAGCAUCAAUGCCUGCUUGAUAGACAUCUCGUACUGUGAAACCAAGAGGAAGAAUGUGUUCAGACUCACCACAUCAGACCGCGAGUAUCUGUUUCAGGCUGAGGACAGAGAUAAUAUGUUAGCGUGGAUUAAAGCAAUACAAGACAACAGCAACUUAAAUGAUGAGGAUACUGGUGUUACUAGUAGAGAUCUAAUUAGUCGGAGGAUUAAAGAGUACAGCACAAUGAUGAGUUCUUCAAGCAGCAAAACAGAGCCAUCUCCCAAAACACCUCGCCAGAGUCUGAGUAUCAGACAGACUCUACUUGGAACUAAAGCAGAACAGAGGACUCAGAGUCCACAUUCUCCUAAGGAUGAGACAGAAAGGAAGCUUCUCACUAAAGAUGAGACAAGCCCACCAAAAGACAAAGGGACAUGGAGGGGCAUUCCAAGCAUUAUGAGGAAGACAUUUGAAAAGAAGCCUUCUGCUGUUGGAACAUUUGGUGUUAGACUUGAUGACUGCCCUCCAGCUCAUACCAACAAAUAUAUUCCACUGAUUGUUGAUAUAUGCUGCAAACUGGUUGAAGAAAGAGGUCUUGAGUACACAGGUAUUUACAGAGUGCCUGGAAAUAAUGCUGCCAUCUCAAGUAUGCAAGAAGAGCUCAACAAAGGAAUGACUGACAUUGAUGUUCAUGAUGAUAAAUGGCGUGACCUGAACGUGAUCAGCAGUUUGCUGAAAUCCUUCUUCCGAAAGCUCCCAGAGCCCCUCUUCACCAACGACAAAUAUGCAGAUUUUAUAGAUGCCAAUAGAAAAGAAGAUCCUGUUGAGCGUCUGAAAACACUGAAGAGACUGAUUCAUGAUUUACCUGAACAUCAUUAUGAGACUCUCAAGUUUCUUUCUGCACACCUGAAGACAGUAGCAGAGAACUCAGAAAAAAACAAGAUGGAACCAAGAAACCUGGCAAUAGUAUUUGGUCCAACACUUGUGAGGACAUCUGAUGAUAACAUGACACACAUGGUUACCCACAUGCCAGACCAAUAUAAAAUUGUAGAAACACUCAUCCAAAAACAUGACUGGUUUUUCACAGAAGAUGAUGCUGAAGAACCUCUUACAGCAGUUCAGGAGGAAAACACUGUAGAAUCUCAGCCAGUGCCAAACAUAGAUCAUUUACUCACCAACAUUGGAAGAACGGGAGUAUCUCCUGGAGACGUAUCAGAUUCAGCUACUAGUGACUCAGCAAAAUCUAAGGGUUCUUGGGGUUCUGGAAAAGAUCAGUAUAGCAAGGAACUGCUUGUGUCCUCCAUUUUUGCAGCAGCUAGUCGCAAGCGGAAAAAAACUAAAGAGAAACCACAACCAAGUAGCUCAGAGGAUGAGUUGGAUAAUGUGUUUUUCAAGAAGGAGCUUGCAGAACAAUCUCGUGGUGACACAGCGAAAGAGAACACAGCUAAAGGGGAAUAUGAAAGAGAGAGAGAGAUAGGGAGAAAACAAAGGAUGUUUGUCCUGAAGGAAAAAGAGAACAGCAGUAAAAAAGAUGUGAAUGUUGUAAAGGAUGAAAAGAAGUCAUUAAAGAAAGAAAAUAUCCUGACAGAGGAACCUUCACUGCCUUACAAUGAAAAAUGUGCAAAAUCAUCAAAUAUCAACUGUCUGCAAACCAUGCAGAAGAAUAGCCCAAAAAUGCCUAUGUCACAAUCUUCUUCCCAGGUCGAGGAGACAGUGUCUGACUCUGGCACUAUGCUAAGCACUUCCUCCCAGGCUUCCCAGCACAGAUACUCAUGCAAAAAAGUAGCCAGCCCUGAAAUUAAACACAAUGAGUUCUUAGCAGCUGAUGUCAGCUCCAUCACCUCAGAUUACUCAACUACUUCAUCUACGAUGUAUCUGACUGGUUUAGAUGCCAGUAUGCUGAGCCCUGAGGUGCAGUCAGUGACAGAGAGCAAGGGAGAAGAUGCAGAUGAUGAAAGAAGCGAAUUGAUCAGCGAAGGGCGUCCCAUGGAGACGGACAGUGAAAGCGACUUCCCUGUCUUUGCCACCAGCGCUGCUGCCGAAAGGCUGUCCAAAGGGAAAGGCCCAGAAGCGGUGAAGACCAGCAGGAGGAACUCUGAGGAAAGUGAAGUAAGUUGUACUGAGGGAAGUUCCACGCCAAAGUUAGAGAGCCGCAGACUGUUCAGCUCACACAAACUCAUUGAGUGCGAUACGCUCUCCAGGAGAAAGUCUGCACGGCACAAAACGGACAGUGAGGGGUCAGGGGACGCCAAGAGUGAGAAGGACUUGCCCACUGUGACCAAAAUGUUUGACAUCAUGAAAAAAGGAAGAUCUACAAGCAGUUUAGCUACAUCAGCCAAAAGUGAGGCUGACAAACAAGAACCUACGUGGAGACUUAAGAUUACAGACAGGUUAAAGCUGCGGCUCAAAUCAUCUGCUGAUGAUAUGUUUGGAGUUGGGAAUCAAAAAGCUAACUCUGCAGAAACUGCAAAGAGAAAGAAUAUCAGGCGAAGGCACACACUUGGAGGGCAGAGGGAUUUUGCUGAAAUAAGUGUCCUGAAUGCUUGGAAAGCUCAAGAACCAAGUCAAAGCAGAGAGAAAGAAUCUGAGCUUUCAGCUGUGACUCGGUUGAAGCCAAAAUGUCCAGCCCAGGACCUCUCGAUCUCGGACUGGCUUGCACGAGAACGUUUACGCACUAGCACAACUGACCUUAAUACGGGUGAAACUGGAAAGCCCAGACUUGAGAACACUAACUUAGCAGAGGUAUCAAAGGUAGAGCUGCCCUCAUCUGCAGAGAUGCAGGCAGAUGAAGGCAGCUCUUCCAGCAGCUUGACUUUAAUUAAUAGAACACCACCUUCGGGACCAUUUCAGCCACCAGACCAGGUAAAUGGUGAAAAUUAUCAGAGCAUGAACAAAAACAACUUCAGCCCAGCAGUUGAUGCCCAUCCUCAUAAACUGUCUGGGACCCAAGUGGUUAGAUCUCGAUUUUACCAGUAUCUUUGAAAUGGGGAGAUAUGUCCACUGCAGCAAUUCAUUAACUUACCCUUACACUUCCCAGUAACUCUGCGUGUGUGUGUGUGUGUGUGUGUGUGUACAUAUAUAAAUAUUUUUUUCCUGUACUGUUGUUGUUCUGCAGCCUUCAUUUGGGCUGGUUUCAUCGAUGUGCUCUGUGGAACGUCUUCACAGUGCAUUACCACAGCCAGAAGAACACUAAAGUUAAAGUAUAUAUAUAUAUUUUAAGAAAAAGUAUAUUUGAUGGCUGCAUACAAAUGUUGAACAAAGCAUCUGAUGCAACAUGCUGUGUAGUGUAUACAUGGUUUUCUGACUGAGAGUUGGCCUGGCAUUAGUAUGCAGGAAAAUUGUUCUUUUGGUUUAGUCACUAACAAGUGCCUCAUUAUAAAUUCAUUUGGUUUGUUAGGGUGCCAUAUUGCUAAAUUAGAGAAACUUAUUACAAACAAAUAAAUGCAUUUUACUGUUAAUGAGUUUCAUUACAUUUUACAAAUGUUAACACAGGUGGCUACAGAGCUUCCAUUCCUUAGGCAUUCCAGUAAAUAUUGGAGUUUUAUAUUUCCAAUUUUAAUACAGAUUUUGAGUUUUAUGUGACUUGAAUUUCUAAUCUUUCUGUAAAAUAAGUAACUUAACUGUACAUAUUACAUGUGUAUCUUUUCUUCAGAUACCAGAUUUGAUAUAAAUGUUGUAACAUAGGCGUGUAGAUAGUGGAUACUGGAUGGAACUGGUUUCUUUUAUUGAGAAUAUAAUUCUGCAUGAAGACCUAAUGAAUCCAAACCUGUAUCAUGCCUGUGUGCAUACCCACUUAAACACUGGAAAUAAAAUUGUUUUGGUGACUCU
Molecule: messenger RNA, 8580 nt
Organism: Zonotrichia albicollis (white-throated sparrow)
Lineage: Eukaryota; Metazoa; Chordata; Aves; Passeriformes; Passerellidae
Gene: ARHGAP21
Product: Rho GTPase activating protein 21
Biological process (GO): signal transduction; Golgi localization
Molecular function (GO): phospholipid binding; protein binding
Source: RefSeq, a predicted model, not a curated record